CCUGAGCCGAGAGCUGGCGCUGUGUGAAUGCGAGUCAGCCGGCGGAGCCAGUCAGCGACGAGGGGAAGUGUGUGAGGGUGAUAGGUGCAGAGUGUGUUUGGUGUGUGUGUGUGUGUGUGUGAGUGUGAGAGAGAAAGCCAGUUGCAGUAGCACUCUGUGUCGGUGCAGGAAAGAAAGCCAGGCAGCCGGUGCAGCAGUGCUUUACACCCAGCCAGCACCCCUCCUCUGGCUCUCCGAGGACUAUACCACUGCCGGGGACUCGCUCUGUGGACUAUUCCCACGGAUUCCCACUCCUGUCGCCUUUCGAGGGAGCACCUGUGUAUGCCGGGAGAGAGAGAGAGAGAGAGAGAGAGCGCGUGCGGGGCGACCCAGCGGACCUUGAGCCCUUGAGAGCAGGGCGGGUGGAUGACUUCAGUGGAUGAGGCUGUGGCCGGUGGCAAGAAGGAGGCUGCUGAUCAUGGGCUCCCCCCUGUAGUCACCGGGGCAGGCGAGGAGGAGCAGGUCUUCCCGGUCAUCAUGUGCACUCGGACCUCUCCUGACCCCGUCCCCGAGCGCCAGUUGUUCCCUGAGGUGGAGGAGCCAGUGGAGGGGGUAGCAGACAAAGGGAGGGAGUCAGACAGAGACAGCGUUGUGGAAAACUCCCAGGGCUCUGACGCUUUAGAGGGACUCACCAGACUUGUGGACAAGGAAGACGCGCUGGGAGAUCUCUUCUUCUCCGGUGACAAGUGUGCUCAGGCUAGCAUCUCCGUAACCUCUGACCUGUCCACACGUUCCUCUGCUUCACUGAACGAGGAGCAGUUUGAGGACUACGGCGAGGGGGAGGAGCCAGAGUACACUCCCAGCAGCCCCUCUCCAGACGACGAGACCCGGACCAACGGCUACUCUGACCUCGGCUCAUCUGUGCCCUCCAGCGCAGGUCAGACGCCUCGUAAAGUGCGUCAUCAGUACACCGGCGAGCUCAUGGACGUCUACUGUUCUCAGUGCAGCAAGAAGGUCAACCUGCUCAAUGACCUGGAGGCUCGCCUCAAAAACCUCAGGGCUAACAGUCCCAGCAGAAAAAUCUCCACCACUGCUUUUGGAAGGCAGCUGCUCCAUAACAGCAACCUAAGCAGCCGGAACGGCAGUACGGAAGACCUUUUCCGAGACAGCAUUGACUCCUGUGACGUGGACAUCAACGAGAAGGUGAGUUCUCUUGAGAAGAAGGUAGCUGAACUGGAGAGUGAGAUUCUGAUGAAUAGUGACCUAAAGUCCAAACUGAAGCAGGAAAACACACAACUAGUACACAGGGUAAAUGAGCUUGAGGAGCAGCUGAAGGACCAAGAGACUCGCGCCGAGCAAAAUUUCCAGGAGGAGUUAAGAAGACACCGAGAAGCCUACAGCAAAAUGGAAAGGGACAAGAACACGCAGCUAGAGCUGCUGACCAGUCGUGUUAAACAUCUGGAAGAGGAGAACAAUGAGAUGACUGUUAAUAUGUGUCGACUCAAGUCACAGACGGAGAAACUCGACGAGGAGAAGCAGCGGAUGACAGACAAGCUGGAGGAUACCAGUCUGCGGCUGAAGGAUGAGAUGGACCUGUACAGGAAAAUGAUGGACAAACUGAGACAGAACAGAGAGCAGUUUCAGAAAGAAAAAGACGCCAUGCAGGAGUUGAUAGAGGACCUGCGCCGUGAGCUGGAGCACUUGCAGCUCUACAAGCUGGAGGUGGAGAAGCCCGGCCGGAGCCGCAGCUCCUCCACUGGACUGGCCGACUUCAACUGCAGGUCCAGGGAGGUGGAGCUGGAGCAUGAGGUCAAGAGACUCAAGCAGCAAUGUGCGUCCCAGGACUUUCUUCCCCCUGACUUCCAUCUCCCGGGGUUGUCUGGGGCUCAGCGCUGCCCCGGGCUCACGGAGACCCAGAAGCUGAGGGAGCAGAACGAAGACCUGAACGGCCAGAUCCUCAGCCUCAGCCUGUACGAAGCCAAGAACCUGUUUGCCACGCAGACCAAGGCCCAGUCCCUAGCUGCUGAGAUAGACAACGCCUCCAGAGAUCAGUUAAUGGAAGCCCUGAAGGAACAGGAGGACAUUAAUUUAUGUCUGCGGCAGUACAUGGACAAGAUUAUUCUCUCCAUCCUGGACCACAACCCCUCCAUUCUGGAGAUAAAGAAUUAGCAGAUGCCGAACUGGGAUGGAGAUUACCAAUCCUAAUCUGGGAUGAUUGGUUCCAGUUAUCUGCUGGAAAUGGACCCGUUUUGCCCACUCCUGUUUGUCCUGAAGAGUUUUUCUCAUCAUAGACCGAGAAUCGGCUCUAAAUUUGAGGGACUCUUCUCAGUGGGCGAAUGCUAAACAGCAGGUGGUUAUGCAAAGGUGACUGUUUGUUUCAGUCUGCACUGUUUUCAUACUCUGCUGCUGUGUUCUGUCUUUGUUGUUGUUAGAACUUUUUUUUUUAUGUCACAAACUGGUAGUUUCUAACCAGGAAUAAUCUGAGCCCAACCUGCUCUUAAUAAGAUUGACACAGUCAGGCAUUGGAGUACACUGGAAUUCAUCUGAAGGGCAUAAAUACUGGAACAGUCUAACAGAUCUUACCUUCAUGUAAUAAUUGCUGUAUAUUUGAAAGACAGGUGACUUUUAGGGUCUAAAUUUAUAACAACAGCGAGUCAGAUGGGAAGAGAAAAAGGUGCCAAUGGGACGGUCACCCUGUUGAAGACAGACAUGAAGGCAGCCUUGUUGUUGCCUGACCUGCGCGUUAGAGAGGAUCAACGCACGUUAGUUUGGACAAGUACGUAUUAUGAAAAGAUUAAGAAACGACGACGAAGUGCUCAAAGAAAGCCAAGAAGGAACGUGAUUGGAAGUUGAAGCAAAACGGAAAGCGUUGGGAAUGUUGGACUCUACGUCCUGCAGAAAUAAAAAAAGUAUUUUUGUCAAAAGUACACUGAAGAUGAUUUGUUUUUAUUUUAUUUAUCUUUUUCAUUCUCAAAAACAUGUCUUCCAAAAAAAAAAAAAAAAACUUUUUGCAUCCGUGUCAAUCAGAACAAUGGCCCUGAGUGGGAUCGGAGGUGUUGAUGAUGAUUGACAGAAGCUGUCGCCAAGGAAUGUCCUUUUAAACUGAAAGAAAAGUGAAACCUGAGCUGGAAAAGAUUCCCACUUGGUUGCAAGAUGCCUAAACAAUGUUGCACAGAAAAGAUUUGAUGUGAAUGUACGGGUGUGCGUGGUGGAGUCACGUUCCGAGUGAUUGAUGGUCUCUGUAACGAGACGUCGGCUCGUCUAUAAGCCCAGAGCGAUGGACUUACAAAGCAGACGCGAGUGCGCACAGAAGACUCACUUUUUGGUACCGAUGAAUGGAUCAGCAAUCCCAUUGCCACCUUCUGGCUACAGAUUUUACAUAAAACCCUGAUAUGCUCUGUGUAACUAAUAAACUGCUGUAAAUAUAAUGAAUGUCAAACUAAAUGUUUCACUUCCUGUGUGGCCAAAAAAGGGCAUUUGUAAUUGAAAUCUCUGUAAUCGGUUAAGACGUGUUUUAACACACAUGUACAGUAUUUAGUACUGAAACAAGGAGUGCUUUAAAGGGAUAGCUUACAAUUUCUGAAGUGAGAUCUGGGUAAAGGUUUAUAUGCGGGUGAUCUCUUUUCUACAGCAGAUAUCCCUCAUUUCGUAUAAAGCCCGAUUAGCUGAAGCUAAUGGCUAGGCCAAGCUUGUACCAUCUUGAAAAAAAAUGCUCCAGUCUUGUGCAACUGCAUUUUUACAAACCUUUUAAAUGGUUAUUAUGAUUGCAUUUUGGUGUUUUUUAUAUUUUAUUUAUUUAAAGAAAGUUCAUUAUUUACAUGGAAAUGAUGGCCACCAAACACCUUCCUGUGCAAACGCAGACUGAGAAUGUAUACAGCAAAGCAUUUCCAUUCAGAUUAAACUUUUACUCGAAAAGAAAAGUGGUGCAAAAGACAAAAAUAUUAUAUAUCGGUUUAAGUGAGCCCAAUUUUAUAUGUUUUUAACACAGCCCGACGAUGCUUUGAAUGUCCCUUUCUUGGUAUGUGUUUCACACAGGAAGAUCAUUGGUGCUACACUGAUUUUUAAAUGCAAGUUAAAAAAAAUUCCUGUAAGGAACUAUGUAAAGCAAAUGUAACAAUAGUUACAAAACCAACCAAUGUGGAUUUAUACCAGCAGAAGACCCCAAGAGAGUUACUGCAGGUAAAAUAAUAACCUUUAAUGGGAACUCACUUCAAACUUUCUGAACUAUCCCUUUAAUGUAAAGGAGGAACAAUCACAAUCUGCUGUAUUAUGUAAUUCUAACAAACAUGAGUUUUGCUUCCUUGCACACACACACACACACACAAAAUAACAUUAGUUUUCUUUUGCAUGGCUCACAUUUUUCUCUGUCUGUGCCUUCUGAGGACAUUUUUUUCAAGAGGAAUCUGCUCUGGACUUACACAUUUUUUAAGGUACACUCUGUUUCUGUCAGACAUGUUUUCCUGGCUUGUAAAUGUUGUACUUGAACAGUAACUGUUUGGUUCGAUGUGCCACCUACCACUCUUUUUAAGAAUGGUACUGAGAAAAUGAUUUUCUACAGUUUUAUCAAAGAAAAACCAGCUUGUUGCCUAGGUGUCUUGUUGGAUGUAUAGCACAAUGCUUUGUAUGGUACUUAAACUGGCUCAUGUUUUUACAAUGUAGUGAUUUUUUUUUUAACUCAUUGGCUAUUUUAUGUUUAUUUUUUUAUUUAUUUCUUUUGUUAGUUAUGAUCCGUUCACUAAUUUUCUCUUUGCUUUAACCUGGCUUUUUUGUACAGUUGUGAACCGUCUUCCUACUUCUACUGUGAGCAUUAUGAGCAAUAUUAACUCCUCACAAAUACUGGCUCAUCGGUUCUUUCAAUAGCUGCUCGUGCCAUCCUUGGUUUGAAUAAAAUCCAACACAACAUCCAGCUGUAAAACUCAAGUCUGGUUGCUGUUAAACCUCUAUUAGGGCUACUCGUCGGGGCGUAGGUACCUGAUUUGGCAAUAAAAAUGUUUGGGCUGUAA
Messenger RNA from Fundulus heteroclitus (mummichog), 4982 nucleotides. RefSeq names its product rab11 family-interacting protein 4A. The transcript has 14 exons. The coding region runs from base 406 to 2148 and encodes 580 amino acids. Gene Ontology annotation, biological process: regulation of cytokinesis; endocytic recycling. Gene Ontology annotation, cellular component: endocytic vesicle; cleavage furrow; midbody. The record is from RefSeq and is a predicted model, not a curated record. NCBI's taxonomy places the organism in Eukaryota, Metazoa, Chordata, Actinopteri, Cyprinodontiformes, Fundulidae.